Acytostelium subglobosum LB1 is the source of this 582-nucleotide messenger RNA. RefSeq lists its product as hypothetical. The annotation marks the transcript as partial. The record is from RefSeq and is a predicted model, not a curated record. Lineage: Eukaryota; Evosea; Eumycetozoa; Acytosteliales; Acytosteliaceae. Gene Ontology annotation, cellular component: membrane. The transcript is spliced from 2 exons.
ACUAAUGUAUCAGUUCGUGCAAUACUCGCUACGAUCAUGUUGAUAGUAUGGUGCAUAAGGUUUGGAUGGUUCCUUGGCACACGUAUACAUAUGAACAAUGGACGUGAUAAACGAUUCGAUGGUGUACGUGAUCAACCUAAAACACUACUCGUCUAUUGGACACUACAAGGACUAUGGAUAACCUUCAUCAUCACGCCCGUCAUGCUUCUCUCAAUCAAAAGGAGUGACUAUGUUAUCUUGUUGGCUUGGUUCGGUGGUCUUGCACUUGAGACCUCAGCGGAUAUGGAGAAGAGAGCAUUCAAUGGAGAUAAGAGGAACAAGGGAAAGUGGAUAACGACUGGCUUGUGGAGUUGGUCAAGACAUCCAAAUUAUAUCGGCGAGAUAAUCAUUCAAUGGACGUUAUAUACCUUUGUGGUGCGUGGAUUGCCAACAUGGACCCUAUGCAUCAUCGCACUCAUCUCUCCACUCUUCACCUCAGUCUACUUGUACAAGAUCGCAGCACCCAUGCUCGAAGCAAUCGCGCACAAACAAUGGGGCAAAGACGCCAACUACCAAGCAUACCUCAAGUCAACGCCAAUCUUA